Daldinia caldariorum is the source of this 1088-nucleotide messenger RNA. RefSeq lists its product as uncharacterized. The coding region runs from base 151 to 954 and encodes 267 amino acids. Gene Ontology annotation, biological process: rRNA processing. The transcript is spliced from 2 exons. NCBI's taxonomy places the organism in Eukaryota, Fungi, Ascomycota, Sordariomycetes, Xylariales, Hypoxylaceae. The record is from RefSeq and is a predicted model, not a curated record. Gene Ontology annotation, cellular component: preribosome, small subunit precursor; nucleus; preribosome, large subunit precursor.
ACCAAUUCCAAGGCCCAUGUCGUCGUAUUCUAGCAGGAAAAAUCUCGAAAAUAAAAGAAAUUAACGCCAACUUCGCUGUGGUAAUCGCAUCAUAUAUAUUUAUCUCCUACCGAAGCGUAAAGGCAAGGAUACAUACAAAAUCUUUCGACAAUGGCGGCAGACGAACGGAACAUGCCCUUUAUAAAACAUCUUGCAUCUAGUGAUCGCAAGAUACGAACCUCAGCCCUCGCUACCCUGCGCAAGUUUCUCGCAGCUCCUACCACGGCGCGGAAACUGACAGACCUCGACUACUUAAAACUAUGGAAAGGACUGUUCUAUAGCGUAUGGAUGUGCGAUCGCCCAAUCCCCCAGCAAAAUCUGUGCGCCGAGCUGGCUGGUCUCGUGGCCACCCUUCCUACCCCAAGCGACGACGAAUGCGCCAUCGUGAUUCCAUUCCUCCGCGCCUUCUGGGCUAUCCUAGCUCGCGAAUGGACCUCUAUCGACGUUCUACGCAUGGAGAAAUAUUUGUUGCUGGUGAGGCGCAUGUUUGGUGCCAGUUUGGCUUGGGUUGGCGACGGAAGGAAAGGGAAAAAGGGCAGCCGAUGGGCCGGUGAACGCGCCGACAGCAUGCUCCAGCUACUGGAACAAUGGCCGCUCGAAAAUACAGGUGACCUAUCUAAAGUACCUGUCGGUUUGCGACUUCACGUUCUGGAUUUAUGGGUUGAUGAGGCGGAAAAGCUAGAGUUACUAGCUGAGGAAGGAGACGAGAGCGCAGAGGAUAGCGGCAAGUUUCUAGAAAGGCUACGGACCAUCGUGGAGGUGCAAUCCAAGUCUACGUGUAAACCCGUGCGAUGUAGAGCGAAAGAAUCUCUAUCCGACGAGAGGUUACCGUGGAAUAGAGUUGGAUCGGAUGAUGAGGGUAUGGAUGGCAAUAACCAGGGCGAUGGGGACAGUUGGGAUGGAUUCGACGAUUGAGUCGUGACCUUGGUUUUACCCGUUGCCAAUUGCCAAGAGCGCGAACGUGGCAGGGUUUGGAGUUUAGGCGUUCAUGCGGAUGAAUAUAUCCAGGGUUGACGAUGCAUUGCCUGGGCGGUUGAAAAAAAGAUAAC